UCAAGGAUGGACUGGCUUCCCUGUGGAAGACUCGACCACAAUCGUCUCCAAUCGCUUGAGUCCCCAGUUAGUUGGAGAUGGAGCUUGUCCCCAACAGUGUCUUGGUACACUGCUCUUUUGAGGUGCUGCUCCAGUGCCUCCUUAGUUGGUGGGUUUGCUCCAUUCCUCUUUCUUUCUUUGUCAACAACCUCAACACGAGCUCGAUCGAUGUCGAGUUGGCUGCUGUUGCGAUCGUCGAGGAGAAUUGUGAAGCCUCGUUGACGUCUUUGACAGAGCCAUGAGCAUUGAGUAGCAUCCUUCUCUUCACUCUUGUUCUUGUUUUAUCAUCUCAUCCAUAAGAAACAGAUCAGAUUGUCCCUUGCAUGCACGAAGAGGGAGAUACAAGGAUGCUACUCUGCGCACUGUGGACACGUUUUGUGGUCCUACCCAUUGAGCAUCAGCAUCAUUGCGAGGAAGAUCAGGAGAUGCUUGCAGGAUCCAAAAGUGGCAUCUGCCAGUAUCCAGGUUCGAACAGGCAGGAAAUGGAGCGUAGACAAAGCACUGGAGGUGGCUGAGGCACAGGGUGCUAGUGGUGUCUGUAGCAACAGGGUGUGCAGGUAUAGGCCACAUCCCAGCGACCAGGGUCAACAAUGUCCAGGGCAAAGAGCGGCAACAUCUCGUUCAGGAGGAGGUGUUGGCAGGCGUGGAGGAGGUACAAGCCAGCAGGAUGGUAGGGAUGGGACAGCAAGGAUGGGUAAAUAGAUGGGAAAGUUUACUACAAUGAAUGAUCACCUAGUCAAACAUCUGGCAAGCAGACUUCCAUAUCAGGUUCUUAGUCCAAGCUGUCUACGAUAUCCUACCAAGUCCAGCAAACCUUCAGGUCUGGGACAAAAGUGAGACCUUUCUGCCCUCAUUGUUCUGGAUUAGGAUCCUUGGAACAUCUCUUUAGCAGCUACCCAAACCAUGACCAAGUGCUUAAUGCAGUCGAUGAGAGUUUAGCCACGGCCCUCAACACCAGCGAGGGCCACCACCAGCCAAAGACCAUCACACAGCCGGAGAGAAGCCCAACCUACAACCAAGAGCAGAGUCUGGUUUCCCCACCGACUGGCAACUGGAAGUGUACUUGGGCAAGUAGAUGAAGUUCCCAGCCUGGAUAACAUCAACAUGGCUUCGACCAGACGUGAUCAUCGUUUCAGAGUCCACCAAGCAACUGAUGAUGCUGGAACUGCCCUGGGAGGAGUGUAUGGACGAAGCCAAUGAGACCUCAGGUUCCAUCACUGAUGAUGCUUCCCAGCACAUCUGCAGGAUGUAUCUGUCUGACAGAUGUUUGACUUUUUAAGCAAACUUCUUACGGUCAUAUUGAAUAUUGUUCUUCUCUUUACAGUCCAAUCCAAACCGGCAGGACGGACACGUUGACGGGGGACAGGCUCAUGGACUAAUACUGUAUGAUGUUAUUUUGUGUUUCAGUAUUCGUGAAGUGGCUCAGUCUCACCACAGUCUGGAACAGGAACUGGCUCAUGCUGUCAACGCCAGCUCCAAGGCCAUGGACGUGGUCUACUCCAACUCCAAGAGCUCCGGGGCUCUGAGCUGCAGUGUGGUCCUUCAGAUGGUCAUUAACGUCAAAGCUUUACUCAGUGAGACUGAACUGCUGCUGGCUGGAAAGAUGUCCAUGCAGCUGGAUCCUCCUCAGCAGGAACAGCUGGAUGCAGCUCUGACCUCGGUGGCUCAGCAGCUCCGGCGGCUGGCUGAUGUCCCCUGGUUGUGUCCCGUCAUCGACUCCUCAGACCACGAGGGUCCUCUGACAGAUUUCUCAAAACGCAGUCGGAGCGCAAAGUUUCGUCUCGUCCCCAAAUUUAAAAAAGACAAAAACAACAAGAACAAAGAGACCUGCACCUCUCUGUCUCUGUCCCUGUCAGGACCUCGGGGUGACGAAGGUGGGUCACAUGAAGAGGAUCCUUCAGGGCAUCAGAGAGCUGAACAGGAACAGCAGCGCCAGCGAGGCCUGACUGCUGCCAGUGUUCCUGGAGCGUACGGCGGCGGGUCAGAUCCUCGGUGCGUCCUCCCGGCUGCGGCGAGCCAACUCGUUGUUCCUGGAGGAGAUGUUACCUGGCGACCUGGAGAGGGAGUGUCACGAGGAGAUCUGCUCACAGGAAGAGGCUGCCGAGAUCUUCCAGACCAGAGAGAAGACGCUGGAGUUCUGGUACAAAUACACAAAUCUGAACCCUUGUCGGACCAACCCCUGUCUGAACGGAGGGCUGUGCACUCUGGACCGGGGGGACUUCCUGUGUCUCUGUCCUCCUCAGUACCACGGCAGGACCUGCGACUCAGUGGUGUUGGAGUGUCGCUAUAGAAACGGCGGCUGCAUACAGUACUGCAGAGACCUGCUGUACGGCGCCGGAGUUCAGUGUGGCUGCGCCUACGGAUUCAAACUGGAGAUGGACGGACGCAGCUGCUCCCAGACCGGUGAGAGAACUCAGGUUACUACAGUAAC
Messenger RNA from Sebastes umbrosus (honeycomb rockfish), 2470 nucleotides. RefSeq lists its product as uncharacterized. Bases 1523 to 2329 code for a protein of 268 amino acids. The record is from RefSeq and is a predicted model, not a curated record. NCBI's taxonomy places the organism in Eukaryota, Metazoa, Chordata, Actinopteri, Perciformes, Sebastidae. The transcript has 9 exons.